AUGAGAGCUAAAUAUAUAAUUCAUGAUAAAGAGAGUCUUUAUGAGGAAGUUUAAAAUCUGAAAUAAGAAAACAAUCACUUAAAAUUAGCAUUGCGAUAGUUUUAAUCUAAAAAUUAAUAUUUCAAGAGAGAAGUGCAAUCCUUUUUAAAAGAAGAAAGUGCUCCUCAAAAGAAUAAUGUUAGAAUAAAGUAAGGGUUUUUGGAGAAAAUCACUAAACUGGAAGACUUGAACUUCAAAUUGCAACAAUAAUUAUAGGAAUAAGCAUCAUAUAUCAAUCAAUUGCAGAGUCCAUAAAGCAAAAACAACGUAGAAGGAUUGUGUAUGUCUCUUAGUGAAGACAAUAUGAGAAUGACGUAAUUAAUUUAGCAAUUGGAAUAGUCAGUUAUAUAAACACAAGUACUGAAAAUUUAUUAGAUUUAGAAUAAUUACAGUAAAAUGAACAUAAAAUAUAAUGCAAUCUUAAAUAAAUAUAAAUAAAUCAAGAAUCUCAAUGCAUAAUUACUAUUGGAAAUUGCAGAACUAAAGAAGAAAGAUACAUAUUUCCUUGAAAGACCACAACAGAAAGACAAUAAGAAGAUUGAAGAGCAAUUGCAGUUGGGUUAUGAUCAAGCCAUGGUUGAUUUGAGGAAUGAAAGAUAAAAGAACAAGUAUUUGGAAAACUAAAUGUAAAAACUGUAGGCAGAUCAUUAAGAAUAAAUAGAGAAUUUGGAAAAAAGGAUUGCUGAACAAAAGAGACAAUUUGAAACUUUGUAAAGAGAAUAUGAAUUAGAAAAACUAUAAAAAUACUAAUAAAAAAGGACUAUCCUUAUAAAAAACAAUGGGCCAUAACCUCCUGAAGAGUAGGGAUAAUUAUAAGAAGAAAUUGAAAUGUAAAAAAAGAAAUUUAUCAAUGUGGAUAAAAAUGAUAUUUUAGCUAUUGCAAGAUAAGUCAAAUUGAAUUUGAUUGGGUUGAAGAUUUCAAUUUAAUAAGUUGAAGAAUACCUAUUAACAGAUGAAAUUCUAACUCAAUAAUAGUUAAAGUAAAAUCUGUCAAAUAGAAUCUUUGGUUUAUCAUCAAAUGAAUAAGUAGAGAUGGCAGCCAUCUAUUUAGCCGAUGUUGAAAAUGAAACAGAAACAACGACUAGUGCUAGAGUAAGAAGUAUCUUUAAAACUUUGAUGGAAAACUAUUAGAUCUUAACUGUAGAAUAACUCAGUAAUAUCAAUCAAUAGAUAAUGAAGAAAAGGAAUGAGAUCUCAGACAUUAUAAUGAAGAAAUAUCCAGAAACUUAUACGAGUGGAUACAUCAAUAUUGAUGCUUAUUUGGAGAUACUCAAUUCGGUGGAAAUUUAAUUAAGCAAAAUAGAAAUUGAUCAUUUUUAUGCUUUAAUACAAAGGUAAAAUAGAUCAUCCAGAAUAUUUCUAUAAUAAAUUCACUCUCCCUUCGAUGUAAGUUAAGAAGAAGAGGAUUUAGAUGAUUAGCAAUAGAAUUUAAAUAUUGGAGAUGGGCAGCCAGAGAGUGUAAAAUUGUCACAUAGUGAAGUGUUAGUCGUAAAUAAUCAUAAGGAUUCUGACUUAGUUAAUUUGAUUGAAGAUGAUGAUGAUAAUAACAAUUAAAAGUCCAAUUAAAAGAAUGUGGAUAUUGACAUGGAGAAAGAGAAAGAAAAAGAGAAAGAAAAGGAGAUAGAGAACAAAGAAAAUGAAGAAUAACUUAAGCAAUCACAAAAAUUGGAAUUGUCAGUAGAAGAGAAGAACCCAUUCCAUGACCUGUAGCAUAUAGAAUCUGAGAUGAAAAUGAUUGAUUCGUAAGAAUUAAGAAAAUAAAGUUAACCUGAAUUAUAAUAAUUUUGA
Messenger RNA from Paramecium tetraurelia, 1827 nucleotides. RefSeq lists its product as uncharacterized. The transcript has 3 exons. Lineage: Eukaryota; Ciliophora; Oligohymenophorea; Peniculida; Parameciidae. The record is from RefSeq and is a predicted model, not a curated record.